AGAGACAAAGUAUAAAGUAAAUAACAAAAGCAACAUUACUUCCAACCGCAAGCUGAAUCAAUUCUUCGUUCAGGGAUCAACGAUUACACCUUUGAAUUCAGACUCAUAACAAGAAGAAGAAGGUGAAGAGUGGUGAAUUCUAAUAAUAGUUGAAGAUGUCUGCGCUUUUCAAUUUCCAUUCAUUUCUUACUGUGAUACUUUUGGGAAUAUGUGCAUGCACUUACUUCAAAAUGCAAUUUCCAGCAAUCCUUGAACAGAGAACUGGAUUUCGUGGUUUCUUCUGGAAAGCGGCAAGAGUAGGUGAACGUUUAAGUCCGUGGGUAGCUAUGGGUUGUUUCAUGAUGGGUGUUUCAAUAAUCUUCUUCUAAGUUCUGUCUCCGUCUUACUCAAUAAAAUUUAAUCUUUGCAGGGGGAAUCCAUUCUAUUGCUCUACUUCAGUUUUGUAUGCUACAUGGUCUGCGGAUCUACAGUAUAAAUAGUCUGUACCUAAAACUAUUUAACUGAACCCCCAGAAACUCUAUUGUUUAGCUCUUUUUCAGUAUAGUAGCUUGAAUCUGAUUAACCUAUUUUUCUUCUGAUAACUGUAUGUAACUUUUUCAGACACAGUGCAAUGGUAUCUGUAGAAUGUGCUUGCUCUUUCCUUAAAAACUAGGUUGAGUUUAAGCAUUUGAAUUGAGUGUGUAAGAAAUUCAAGAUACUAUUGACAUCUUUCUUCUAACUAUACCCCAAGAUAUUGGGAUAGAUUAGAUACAAAAAUAUGGAAAUGAUUAAGAUUCGAGAA
Messenger RNA from Vicia villosa (hairy vetch), 781 nucleotides. RefSeq lists its product as uncharacterized. Gene Ontology annotation, biological process: intracellular transport; protein secretion. The record is from RefSeq and is a predicted model, not a curated record. NCBI's taxonomy places the organism in Eukaryota, Viridiplantae, Streptophyta, Magnoliopsida, Fabales, Fabaceae. The coding region runs from base 156 to 368 and encodes 70 amino acids. The transcript has 6 exons.